Cinclus cinclus is the source of this 1948-nucleotide messenger RNA. Its product is annotated as ataxin-1-like. Bases 1 to 789 code for a protein of 262 amino acids. The record is from RefSeq and is a predicted model, not a curated record. The transcript has 5 exons. NCBI's taxonomy places the organism in Eukaryota, Metazoa, Chordata, Aves, Passeriformes, Cinclidae.
AUGGUCCCUUGCUCCUCUUUCCACUUUGUCUCACCACACGCCGUGGCAAGAUUAGCAAGUUCGCAUCAAUGCUUCUACAUAUCUAGUGAGAUCCGCGUCAAACCGCGCUGUGUCCCUGUUCAAGGGCCAGAUGUUGUGAGGAGCGAACGGAGACAAACACGCCCCGCCGCCAUCGCUCCGCCCCCCCGCGGCCCACACGUGACCAGGGAGAACCCCGCGCUGCUCCCGCCCACCAAUCACAGCGCGCGAUCCCGCGACGGGGCGCUGUUUGUUCCCAGUUCCCUCCCAGUAAGAGCGGUCCUGGCACGGAAAGCGCUCCCAAUUCCAUCCGGAUUCUCUCAGGAUCGCUUCGAGUGCUCCCAGUAUUGGUUCCAGCACUGUGCAGGGCGCGGCCACUUUGGAACCCCCCAGGGCAGAGCGCAGCUGCUUUUCAGUGUCGGCACCGAUCUGGGCCGGGCUGGGAGCGGAGGAGGGGGAGGAAGGAAAGAGGAGCGGGAAGAACAAGAAGGGGAAAGUCAGGAACAUGAGGAAGAGGAGCUGCAAGAGAAAGAGCAGCAGCAGAACCACGCGGCUCCCCCGCCCGCCCGCUCAGGCUGCAGUUCCCCCAACUCUGGCAGCGUCGCCCUGCCCCCCCGGAACCCACAGGAUUUCCCAUUCCCAAAUCAUGGUCAGAUGGAGGAGGAGGCUGUGAGGAAGAUGGCCCAGAAGCCCCAUGCAGACAAGGAGCUGAGGAUGGAGACCAGGGAGGACAAAUCCCCACAGCUGAACCUUAUGGAAAAAGUAUUUUAAACCGGCUCCAUGGUGCAGGAAUCCAACGAGGAGGAAAAGCCCCAGAGAUCCCUCAUGAGGGGUUGCAAAUGCAGAUCACGGUGAUCCGAAGCAGAAAGACCCACUCCGGGCCAGGGAGGUGGCCAGAGAUGCUGCUGGAGCUUAGAGCUGGGAGUCCAUGAGCAGCUUCAUGAUGGGGAGAAGCCCCACAGGUGCUCAGAAUAUGGGAAGAGCUUCAGCAAGUGAUCCUACCUGAUCCAACACUAGAGAAUCCACAUGAGGGAACAGCCCUAUGAGUGUGGGGAGUGUGGGAAGGCUUCAAGACAAGCUCUGACCUGACUGCCCACCAGACGAGACACACAAAGCCAGAGGCGUGCCGAUUGUGAGGAAUGCAGGAAGACAUUUAGGACCAGCUCCAGUCUCCUCAGGCAGCAGUGGAUUCAGAGGAGAGGCCCUUCCACUGACCCAACAAUGGGAAUGGCUUCAACCAAAACUCCACUGUCGUCACCCACCAGCGCAUAUAUACUAGGACGAGGCCCUAUGAGUGUUCCAAAUGUGUGAAGUCCUGUUCCAGAAGCUCUCACAUUACCCUACACCAAUGGAGGCACCAGUAAGGGAAGACCUGCAAAUCAAGUACAGGAAGAGCUUCGUGUGUGGCUCCAGCUCCAUCUGGAUGUUCCUGUGACCCCCAGUGGGCAGAGCAUUGCUGGUCCAUGGUGCCUGUGAUAUGUGUUAGAAAUACACCUGGCUGGGGGCUCCACAUCCUCCUGGCUCCCCAUGGGCACCUGGACACUUCCACAGAUCAACAUCAGAAAUCCAUUGUGGAGAGCACAUUUGUCAACUUCUGACCCAAGAAAAAUCUCACUUUUUCCAUCUUCUGGUGGCAUCAAGCAACACUGAAUGGCCUUGGAGGUCUUCUCCAAUAAAAAUCCAUCAUUUUAAUCCUUUCUGGCUCAUGGGCAUCUUCCACAGCCAAAUGGGAACAGACUGGGGCAAAACCCACAAUUUUGGAGAUAGUGGGGUGGAAACACCUUCAAAAAGGGUUCUUCCCUCCCAGCCAAGCAUGUGGAUGCUUUGCCAGCAGGGACACAUAAAUCCUUUUGUUUUGGCCUUGAAACGAAAAGGUUUCUGUUCAUUCCUUUGAAAGCCCUGGGUUAAAAAUAAAGACAUUGAACUAAGA